Spea bombifrons (plains spadefoot toad) is the source of this 1860-nucleotide messenger RNA. Its product is annotated as P2R1A-PPP2R2A-interacting phosphatase regulator 1-like. The record is from RefSeq and is a predicted model, not a curated record. NCBI's taxonomy places the organism in Eukaryota, Metazoa, Chordata, Amphibia, Anura, Pelobatidae. Bases 336 to 1163 code for a protein of 275 amino acids. Gene Ontology annotation, molecular function: protein serine/threonine phosphatase inhibitor activity. The transcript has 10 exons.
GAUGCUCGGCGGGAAGUGCGCAUGCGCGGGGAGGCUGCGCUGCUCCUGACUAUCGGGCCGAGCUGUGUUGUUGGAUUGGGCCUGGACAGGUCCGUCGCCGUCGCUCUCUUGCGUUACAUUACACUCGGGAGGCCGGAGCGGAAAUAAGUGCACAUUGCGCUCCCGUGCUAUGGAUGUAUUGCUGGCUUCUGAUGGGUUUGCUUUACUGCAGUAGUCGGUGCGGCCUGAAGCAGGGGAGGAUGAAGCAGUAAAGAAGGGAGGACCCGGAGUCAGCUCCCCGCACAAACACCCCCCCCCCGCUAGGAGAGCCCGGGCAGCAGCCAGCUGUAACCAACAUGGCCCAGGAGAAAAUGGAGCUGGACAUGGAGAUCCCGGGACCCCCGAGUGACGGGAGCCUCAGGAGGUCAAACAGCGCCCCCCUUAUCAACGGGCUUAGUGACAGUUCGCAGGUGUUCCAGCCGGAUGCGAUGAGAGCGCGCAGGAACAGCACGACUGUCAUGAAUCGUCAGAGUCUGAUUGUGCCAUCGUCUCCUGUUCGUAUAUCAAGCAGCAGGCUUCACCAAAUUAAGCAGGAGGAAGGAGUCGAUCUUAUGAUAAAUAGAGAGACGGCACAUGAAAGGGAGGUGCAGGUAGCGAUGCAGAUGAGCCAAUCCUGGGAGGAAAGCUUGAGUCUGAGCGACAAUGAUUUAGACAAGUCAUUUUCUCCAAAGCGAAUAGAUUUUGUGCCCGUGUCCCCUGCUCCUUCUCCCACCAGAGGGAUUGGAAAGCAAUGUUUUUCGCCUUCGUUACAAAUUUUUGUCAGCAGUAAUGGCCUGCCUCCCAGCCCCACGCCUAGUCCUACAAGACGCUUUGCCACCAGGAGGAGUCAGAGUCCCAUUAACUGUAUUCGUCCAAGUUCUCUUGGACCUCUUAAGAGAAAAGGUGAAAUGGAGAUUGAAAGUCAGCCAAAAAGACUUUUCCAAGGAACUGCAAACAUUCUUUCUCCCGAUGUUACACAUUUAUCAGAUCUUGGCGCGUGUCUGUCUUCCGAAACCCUGGAUGGAAGUAGCAGCAGCCUCAGCUCAUCGUGCGGCUCCCCUGCUAAAAACAUAGUUACAGAAUCUCCUUCGUCGUCUGACUCCUGCUCCCUGUUCAUGCCAGUUGACCGUAUUUCACCCAAGUGAUACACGAGCCGGGUGGUGUGAUUCCCAUCCCCCAGCGGAGCAUACGCUCUGAUUAAAUGCCUCGAGACAUUCAUAGUUAUGUUUGUGUGUUCACUUUCGCGCUAGAAAUGUGAGUUGGCUGUUUCUCAUCUAAGGGCAGCCCUUGAGUGCCUUUGUGCUUUAUUUACUUCUGGAUAUACAAUGGCUCUUCGGGCAGGAGAACCAGGACAGGAACAGCUGGACGCACCGGCUUCAUAAGGAUCAUAGUAGCUGAUGUCUGUGAUUCAUUCUGCCAUCUUUUUUUGUUCCCAAAAGUGGAAGGACUUGUAAAGUAACAGACAUUUCUUUUCAGUUAUUACUCAGUCUUUGUAGGAAAUUCUAAUUCUCUGCACGUGACGAUUCGCUCAACUGCUCCGUGGUCAAUUUUCCAGUAAAAUACUUCAACCGAGCUUAUUUUGUAUUAAGGCCAACUUGUUUUGUUUAAGCUGCUGACAACCCUUUGUCCCCAACACUAAAGCAAAGAUCUAUUUAUUUAUGGGGGAUAUGAGUGAAAGGCUGUCAUUCUGUAAUAUACGUUACUACUGUCGGAUGCUCUUUUAUUGAAGGCUUGUAUUUUAGUAUUUGUAUCAUUUGAGUCUCUCGAACGUUGUGAUCUGAAUUAAGGAUUUUUAAAAAGUUGCCUGAAUUCUGUUUUUAAUAAAACGACCCUUAUGGAAAA